AACUGUUAUUGUAGCGACCUUUUUACGGCUGUACGGCAUGUGGUUAGAUCGGCGAACAAGACAUUUAAACUUUUAAUCCAAUGGUUGUUCUAUCCGAAGUCCAGAACAUGUUUUGGGGUGUGACAUUAGAUGGCGGAAAACACUACACACAAACUGUGGAGCGUUCCUUCCACAUCUCCAUGGCAGCUCUGGAACCGAGUACUGAUGGGAAGCUGUCAAAGCAGCCAGUGUCUGUGAUGAUACAACACGAUAAGGCAGAGUUCAUGCUUUGUACUCUAGAACAGGGAAAAGUCUACCAACAGGCACUAGAUCUGAACUUCACAGAAGGCGAGGAAGUCACAUUCUUCUUAAACGGCACAGGUAUUGUACACCUGACCGGUUACCUGGUGGAAGAUGAGAAUAUGAUGUCUGAUAUGGACGAUAUGGACGAUGCUAACCUCAGCAUGGAGGAUAUGUCAGAUUCAGACUCAGAUACAGCACCAGCACUUGUGGGUCCAGAUGAUGAUGAUAGUGAUGAAACUGACGAGGAUGAAGACAAGAGUCCAGUUGUAACAGUUUCUGCCAAAAAACGGAAACAAGAACAGAAGGAAAAGAAAGGAAAGAAGAAAGCAAAGGUUGUAGUGGUAGAGAAAGAUGAUGACUCUGAAGAUGAUGAUAGCGAUGAUGACGAUGAUGAUGAUGUGCAAUUUGCAUUUGAAGACUUUGAUGAUGAUGAUGACGAUGAUGAUGAUGACGAUGAUGAAGAUGAUGAUGAUGAUGAAUUGAAUGAAGAAAUAGUUAAACAAAUAACAGCUAAAAAAGUGCAGCCAGCAAGCACACCGAAAACGGGAAAGAAAUCUAGUGUAAACACUCCGAAAAGUGAGGUGAAGGCUACACCUCAACAGAAACCGGAACAAGCACAGAAUGGUUCAGAAAACACAGAAAGUAAAAAGAAGAAAAAGAAGAAAAAGAAAGAGGAAAACAAAGGACAGACACCUGGAGGUCCUGGAGGAGAUUCACAAAAAAAGGACAAGACUCCAAAGAAGACUGUUUUAGCUGGUGGAACCAUCAGUGAGGAAGUCAAAGUUGGUCACGGGCCAGAAGCUAGGAAAGGAAAAAUGGUACACGUAUACUACAAAGGGACGCUAGGGAAGUCUGGUAAACAGUUUGACUCGUGCAGUAGUGGUAAACCUUUCAAGUUCCGACUUGGCAAAAAAGAGGUGAUCAGUGGCUGGGACUGUGGUGUGGUCGGCAUGAAAGUAGGAGGGACGAGAAAGCUGACAGUGCCACCACAACAAGGAUAUGGAAACCAGAGAACGGGGCCAAUACCACCAAAUAGUACACUGGUGUUCGAGGUCGAGUUAAAGGCCGUCAGCUGAUUCAACAAAACUCAAUAAAAAUGUACAAAAAAUA
Pecten maximus is the source of this 1392-nucleotide messenger RNA. Its product is annotated as 46 kDa FK506-binding nuclear protein-like. Gene Ontology annotation, molecular function: macrolide binding; peptidyl-prolyl cis-trans isomerase activity. Gene Ontology annotation, cellular component: chromatin; nucleolus. The record is from RefSeq and is a predicted model, not a curated record. NCBI's taxonomy places the organism in Eukaryota, Metazoa, Mollusca, Bivalvia, Pectinida, Pectinidae.